Myxocyprinus asiaticus (Chinese sucker) is the source of this 1731-nucleotide messenger RNA. Its product is annotated as actin-related protein 2/3 complex subunit 1A-like. Gene Ontology annotation, cellular component: actin cytoskeleton; Arp2/3 protein complex. The record is from RefSeq and is a predicted model, not a curated record. The coding region runs from base 253 to 1365 and encodes 370 amino acids. Lineage: Eukaryota; Metazoa; Chordata; Actinopteri; Cypriniformes; Catostomidae. The transcript has 10 exons. Gene Ontology annotation, molecular function: actin filament binding. Gene Ontology annotation, biological process: Arp2/3 complex-mediated actin nucleation.
AGCUUCUUGGUUGAGCGUUCCAAUUUCUCCCAUUUUAAUAGAAGUGGCCCAUCUCUGCUAAAUUAUCUCUGGCCGAAAUCAGGGAGCGAGAGAGCACGAGCAAGCAUUCGGAGUGGAUUCGUGUCGACUGUCCAGAGUCCGCGAAUUCAAGUCCGUCCAACAGGAGAAAACCUGAGAGCGAACAUCAUUUACCAACAUUUCCACGAGAAGCGGAGCAUCAGUUCAGACAGAGGGGCAAAUUACUUGAAGAUUAUGUCACUCCACCAGUUUCUGUUGGAACCCAUCACAUGCCAUGCAUGGAACCGGGACAGGACCCAAAUUGCCAUCAGUCCAAACAAUCACGAAGUUCACAUAUACAAGAAAAGUGGAAACCAGUGGGUUAAAGCUCACGAAUUAAAAGAACACAAUGGACACAUCACAGGGAUUGACUGGGCUCCUAAAAGUGAUCGUAUUGUGACUUGUGGAGCGGACCGAAAUGCUUAUGUGUGGAGUCAGAAAGAUGGCUUGUGGAAACCCACCCUUGUAAUUCUCAGGAUCAACCGUGCUGCCACGUUUGUGAAAUGGUCUCCACUGGAGAACAAGUUUGCAGUGGGGAGUGGAGCACGGCUCAUAUCCGUUUGCUACUUUGAGUCUGAAAACGAUUGGUGGGUUAGUAAACACAUCAAGAAGCCCAUCCGUUCGACUGUCCUCAGUUUAGACUGGCAUCCAAACAAUGUGCUUUUGGCAGCUGGGUCAUGUGACUUCAAAUGCAGGGUAUUUUCUGCAUACAUCAAGGAGGUGGAUGAGAAACCAGCUCCAACCCCAUGGGGGUCCAAGAUGCCCUUCGGGCAGGUGAUGGCAGAGUUUAGCGGGGCAGGAAGUGGAGGGUGGGUUCACAGUGUGUGUUUCUCAGCCAGUGGGAACAGACUGGCUUGGGUCAGCCAUGACAGCACUGUAACUGUAGUGGACCCCACAAAAAGCUCAACGCAAAGUCAUUUGAAGACAGAAUUCCUUGCCCUUCUGAGUGUGACUUUUGUUUCUGAGAACAACAUUGUGGCAGCAGGUCACGACUGCUGCCCUAUGCUGUUCAGUUUUGAUGAUGGUGGAACCUUGACCUUCAUAUCCAAGUUGGACAUUCCAAAGCAGAGCAUCCAGCGCAACAUUUCUGCUAUGGAGCGCUUCCGCAACAUGGACAAGAGGGCCACCACUGAGGACCGCAAUAGCACCCUAGAAACCCUGCAUCAGAACAGCAUCACCCAAGUGUCUAUAUAUGAAGGAGACAAAAGAGAUUGUCGCAAAUUCUGCACUACAGGAAUUGAUGGAGCAAUGACCAUAUGGGACUUCAAGACUUUAGAGUCUUCAAUCCAAGGCCUACGGAUCAUGUAAAACUCACGCUGAACCAGCAUGACACAGCACAAGCAAUGUGGCUUGAAGACUAACAAGGAGAUUUCCGAUAACACUUCUGAAAGUUUUUAAAUGAAAAAAAAAAGCACUGAGCAGUGGUGUGAACUGAUGUUUGACACUCUUAAAAUGGAAAAAACACUAAUGGAAAAAGGGUUUAGGAAGUUUUUCUUUUCUUUUUUUUUCUUCUCUUUUUUAAGAAAAAACAAAUCUAUGCCAAAGCUGGCACCCCAGCAGUGUGUGACGGUUGAUCAAGAUGUUCUGGCUCUCCAGGGGAACCGGAGAGUUAAAUUAAAAGGAGAAUUUUAUGUAAAUGGUCUGCUAGAAAUAAAUUACAUAUACUACACACCA